ACGAAAACACUACACCACAGUAAUGAAUUAAUUUACUUCGGCCGUAGAUUAAAAUGUUUAUUCUUGUGUGUAUGUCGGCAUAAACUUCAGCACUGGUCAGUAUUUCGUCGUCCAUAAGAUUCUGUAAAUUUUUUUCAAGUUUUAGUGUCAGUGAUCCGUGAUCUGUUGUAUAACCCGGAGAACAGCAACUUCAAUGGAAAGCAGUCUGAGUGGCAUCCAUUUUACUUAUAUUGGGAAUAGAGUUUGAGCACGUGUGUUGAAAAGGAGGUAGUAAUUGUUCACUGACUGAUUAACAUUUAAAGAUUUUCGUGCUAGGAUAGGUGGGAAAUAACAAUAUAGUGUUGAACGGAUUUGUAAGUGCAGGAAAUUAAAAUGAAUCAAGAAAAGUUAAAGAAACUACAAGCACAGGUGCGGAUUGGAGGGAAAGGAACACCACGUAGGAAGAAGAAGGUCGUUCAUGCUACUGCAGCUACUGACGACAAGAAACUGCAAAGUUCUUUGAAAAAGCUCUCAGUAAAUACAAUCCCAGGAAUUGAAGAGGUUAAUAUGAUAAAGGAUGAUGGCACUGUAAUCCAUUUUAACAACCCAAAAGCCCAAGCCUCCCUAGCAGCAAAUACAUUUGCCAUUACUGGUCAUGGGGAGAACAAACAAAUUACAGAAAUGUUGCCAGGAAUUUUGAGUCAGCUAGGACCAGAAGGAUUAACACAACUGAAACGUCUUGCUUCUAGUGUGGCAAAUAGUGCCACUGGUGGGAAAGCAAAUAUUGAAGAAGAUGACGAGGUUCCAGAACUUGUGGAGAACUUCGAUGAAGCCAGCAAGGAAGAAAUCCCCGUUAAUGUUGCAGAGAAAGACCACAAAGGGAAGGGCAAAGAAAAUGAUUUGGUAUCAGCUGGUUCUGGUGAAGAGGCAAAAGGGGAAGGACUGAAGGAAGCUGUACCAUCAUCAGACUCAAAGGAUAAACACAGCAACUAGAGAACCCUGUUUUCAACACCGUACGUACCAUGAAGAGUAGCUGUAGCCGAGAAUCUCCCCAGCCUUUGUCCUCGUGGACUGUCUCGAUGUCAUGCUGCAACACCUUGAGAUCAGAUUGCUGUAUGUGAAUUUCCUAGAAUUCAAACACAAAUAAAGUUGGAUGGUUUGAGCUCAUCUGAAAUGUAUCUUAGGUUACAUAUGUUAACAAAUAUUUUCCUCUUUUUUUAAAUAAAAAUUUAUGUCUUUGUACAAGGCACCUAUUGUUUUAUGGUAUUUAUACAUUUGUUAAAUGGAUUUUUCUAAAUAGCACUCCUGUUAAGUAAACUUGCUUGUUAUGUGUCAUGCAAACUUCAAGGAAGAAGUAUCCAACGCUUCUGCCAGGGUGGACGUUCAACAAAAACACUUUGCUGUAUUUUCUUGUUCUUUUUCUUUGGGGGGGGCUGUUCUGAACAUAAUAGCCUUUUGCAGAGCAGUUGGCAUAAGUUGUGCCAAGUUUGAAUUUUUCUUAUUUGUUGAUCAGUCAGAAUAAAAAUUUAAAGUAGAAUUGUUUUAUUCUGUAUAAAAUAUUGUAACACCUUUACACUUCUCUCAUAUAAGGUUGCCAACCUUCUCACUUUCCCAAUAUUAUUACCUAUUCUCAUGUUUCUCCCAGUAACAGUGUGUGAGCAUUGUGUUCUGUGCUGAGUUAUUUUGGCCAGUUUAGAAUAAAGACCUGUCAAAGA
Cryptotermes secundus is the source of this 1694-nucleotide messenger RNA. RefSeq names its product transcription factor BTF3 homolog 4 (gene bic). Gene Ontology annotation, cellular component: nascent polypeptide-associated complex; cytosol. The transcript is spliced from 2 exons. The record is from RefSeq and is a predicted model, not a curated record. The coding region runs from base 373 to 972 and encodes 199 amino acids. Lineage: Eukaryota; Metazoa; Arthropoda; Insecta; Blattodea; Kalotermitidae.